Messenger RNA from Rotaria sp. Silwood2, 1488 nucleotides. Lineage: Eukaryota; Metazoa; Rotifera; Eurotatoria; Philodinida; Philodinidae. The record is from the annotation of a GenBank genome assembly.
AUGUUGGAUCUGCGGGAUAUUGAUUUUGUCGCUUUAAUUGUCAUAGAUGUUACAAAACACAAAAGACGUACUCAUCAUGCUACAGACAAUUUUUCGUCAAAUAAAUUAAAUAAUGAUUCAAGUCCAAAAAACUCUAUUAACAAUGAAAGUAUCUAUGAAAUUCAACCAAUAGCUAGUGAAUUAUAUGCAACUACUACAAAUCUACCAUCAGCAAUAACAAUAGCUGAUUUAGAUACUGAUGAAAUGACAAUUCGAUUUCGUAGAGAUGCAAAUAAACCAAUUGUUUUUUCUGUAACAUGUCUUGAACGUUAUCAAUUAGAUACAGUCGAUGAAUUUCUACGACAAUAUUCAUCUCGCGUUACACAAACAGCAUCAAUUAAUUCUGAAGUAACUCAUUUAAUAAAAAAUGAUGAUAAACCUACAUUACAUUCACCAUUAUCAAUGAAAUUAAUUGAAGCUAUAGCUAAUCAUUGUGCAUAUGAAAUUGAAGGUGAUGAUACAGAUUGUCAUUUUCAAGGUGGUCCAAAACGUUCACGUUCAAUUGAUAAACGUCUGUCACUUUUUGAAUAUAUAUGUUUUAUUAUCAAAUGUACGGAAAAUAAUGAUAUUAAAAUGACAAAUGUGCGUUUACAAGAUAAUAAUUUUAAAAAAAAACAGAGGUCUAAUAAUAAAGAAAAUAUGACGACAACAGCAAGUACAUCGUCAAAUUUACCUGAUAAAGAUCAAAUUCGUGCACAUGUUCGACGUGAUGGUUUGAUUGAAAGACAAAGAUUUAAUACACGAAUUUGUAGACCAUUAUGUAAAUAUAGUGAUGGAGAAGAAUGUAAGGUAUUUGUUGCUUAUCGGAGUCUUUGUGUUGGACAUUAUCAUCAAACAUCAGAUAUAACUGUUAAUGAAUUAAAACGUAGACAAUUAAUUCAACAAUCAGCAACUGCUGUUGCAUCAUCAAAGGCAACAAUGAUACCUUCAAAAAUUCGAUGUUCUAUUGAAACACCUUUAACUCUUGGUCUGAAACAUUGGCGACGAAAAACAGCACAACCGAAUUCAUCAACAUCUGUAAAAAAACAAUCGUCGCAAAUAUCCUCUAAAACUCUAGUCAAUAAUAAUAGUAAUAAAUGUCGAAAGUCAGAUGAAUGGGUUCUUCUUAAACGAUGUCGAUAUGAUUCAACUCAAAAUAUACCAUCUGUUCAAUCAAUUUUACUUAAUACAUCAACAACUAUAGAUGAGUCAACUGCAGCAUUCGAUUCUAAUCAAGCAUGUUCAUCUGUUAGUUCAAUUGAUAGUCAUGCUGAUGAUUAUAUUUUGGCUCAAAAAUCAAUUUCAAUAACUCCAUCUCACCUAACUGAUGAACAAAUGAUAAGAAUAAUCGGAAAAAAAAGAAAAACCAAUUAUUAUUAUUGUUUCAAUCAGGAUCAUCUUGAUCAAUUUCUUCAACGUUUUAAUAUUCAUUAUUCAGAUAAAAUUGAUGAAAAAAAACAACACAUUUAA